Molecule: messenger RNA, 741 nt
Organism: Suillus subaureus
Lineage: Eukaryota; Fungi; Basidiomycota; Agaricomycetes; Boletales; Suillaceae
Exons: 8
Coding region: 177-614 (145 amino acids)
Source: RefSeq, a predicted model, not a curated record
CUCUACAAUUGCAGCAACCGCCUGCUUAUUUGGAUGGCAAUCGUCAUGAUUGCUCUUGCAGGAUUGGCUUGUGCGGGCACUUUUGGUCAAUUUUCAGGCGAUGUGGAAAUCGUGCCAGAAGUUGGCUGCAAUGAAACAUUUUCAAAAGUGGUGUAUGUCGUGCUCAUCCCCGUUUUAUGCGCCUGCUCAAAGGUCGUUGCAGAGCUGCCCGAAUCGGGCUGGCAUAUGUGGCGUUAUUUGUCUUCGAUUUAUUCAUCUUCGUCCUGACAGUGUACAGGAUUUGCAUAACCAACAGUUUUCUGCGGUUAUCUCUGAUCACUAGGAAAAACAUCAUUGAUAUCAUAUUUCGCGAUGGUGUCAUGUUCUUCGGAGUGAUGACACUGUCUAAUAUGCUGAACAUUCUGACGUACUAUAUUGGUUCGGUUGGCCUCAGAGGCAGUUUUUCCACGUUUACUAGUUGCAUGUCCGUUACUCUCAUCUCUCGGCUGAUGCUUAACCUGCACCAGACCGUCGACACUGGCACUUUCUCCACUCCGACCCAGGACGAUAGCCCUAGCCUUCCUAUCCUCACCACUAGGGUCAGCGUAGAGUCUAUGAUUUCCUCUCACUAUUAGCAGGCUGGUAUUGGAUUUUGUUUCUGGAUGCAAAAUCGCAGGGAUUCUUGCUGGGAGCGGAAAGCUGUUCUUUUAACCCUUUCCUUGAAUGCAGUACUGCUCCGCGCCGGCGGUCAUGGGUGCUUAA